AGUCAAAGCUGAGAUGUGCGGUGCGGUCUUUGCAGCUCGAUUAAAAACUUACAUCGUAACAAGAGGAGCAACUCCUGAAGACCAGGGAGAGGGCUCAGAGUGGCAGAGGGGACCUGAGUUCCUGGUGAGGCCGCUAGAAGAAUGGCCCAUGAAGUCGGCCGUGGAGGUGGCAACCGGUGCCAGAGAGAGUGUGGGCAAGCUUCAAAGAAAGGCAUUCUCGGUAAUACUCACCAGAGCCCAGUCAAACAAAACCCCUAUCCAUGACGACACCAGUGGAAAGGACGCAGAGGCUGAGGAGUCCCUAGUUAAGGUUGGCGGAUCCCCAGAAACCUCCGAAAGGGAAGAAGCUUCAGUCUUGACAGAGAGAAGACCGGAAGGGAAGUUUCGGAGCAUUGCUGUUCUGAACCUGGUGAAACCAGAGAGGUUCAGCAGUCUGGCUAGGCUAUGUGGAGUGGUCGCAUGGGUCCGGCGAGCUGCAGAGAAAUGGCUGACUAAAAGAGGCCGAGCGGCGGGUCAAGCAAAGUGGGAGGCAAGAGUCCUGGACAACAGAAAAGUCAAACCUGUGCCUCUGCGGGGGAACCUGGCUUCGGGGUCGUUGAAGAUUCCGAAGUGGAGAACUAAGAAGAAGAAACCUCCUCAGACACCACCACCAGAGCAAGGUUAUUUAGGUUGGUGGCCUCCUUGGGUCAUCCGACCAGGAGGCCAAGUGGGAGGUGUGCUGUAAAUUCAUGGUUUGUACUGGGUGUAUGAGGGUUCAAUUAAUGGGGUUCAGUUUAUGUGAGUGUGACUUUAAAUCUGGAUGGAGAUUCGCGGGGUUUAUUGAUGUGUA
Molecule: messenger RNA, 829 nt
Organism: Gymnodraco acuticeps
Lineage: Eukaryota; Metazoa; Chordata; Actinopteri; Perciformes; Bathydraconidae
Source: RefSeq, a predicted model, not a curated record